CUGAUUUUUGUGUACGAUUGGUCCUCGGGUGCCAAAACAAUCAGAGGGGAUGCUUGACUUGUUUUAAUUACCAGAUGUUGAAGUGCAAUGGGUCUUGGACGUGAGCAGGCAGAGGUGCUCUCUCACAGUAGUGUCAAUACUGCUGGAAAUACCUUUUUGAUGAUGUCUUUGACAGUUAGCGUCAGCUAGUUUUUUACAAUUUUUUCUUUCCUCCUUUUUUUCUCUCGUUCCCCCUCUCCCUGAAGCUGUUUUCUACCAGUGGCAUUUUUCCCCCCUUGAUGCGCCGUUGUUAACGCUCCGAGGCUUCUAAGAAUACCUUCAAAUGCCUCUUACCCGGGGGAGUGGAGCUCUCUCUUGUCAUUGUUUAAAAGGCCCUACAAGCAGCGAGACAAUUACUCUUACAACAGCCAGGCAGUGGCCUGAAAUCUCCAAAGAACAACGACAAACAGCGUCCACUGCAGGUGCCAGUGUCGGUGGCCAUGAUGAGUCCCCAGGUGAUCACCCCCCAGCAGAUGCAGCAGAUCCUCCAGCAGCAGGUCCUAUCCCCUCAGCAGCUCCAGGCCCUGCUCCAACAGCAGCAGGCUGUCAUGCUGCAGCAGUACUGUGCGAGGCCAUUUAAAGUCCAUAUGGAGAAGACAUGGCGGGAGAGCGAGACUACACAACAUCUGCAGGAGUUUUAUAAGAAACACCAGGAGCAGCUACACCUGCAGCUUUUACAACAGCAGCACCCUGRAAAGCAAGCGAAAGAGCAACAGCAGCAGCAGCAGCAUCAGCAGCAGCUCGCCACCCAGCAGCUCGUCUUCCGGCAGCAACUCCUCCAGAUGCAACAGCUCCAGCAGCAGCAGCACCUGCUCAACAUGCAGCGCCAGGGCCUGCUCUCCCUGCCCCCGGCCCCAGGACAGGCAGCCCUCCCCGGGCAGACCAUGCCACCAGCUGGACUGAGCCCAGCAGAGCUCCAACAGUUGUGGAAGGACGUGACCGGUGGCGGCCACAACUUGGAGGACAACGACAUCAAACACGGCGUCGGCGGCCUGGACCUGACCACUACCAACUCUUCCUCGACUACCUGCUCUACCCCUUCCAAAGCGUCACCUCCCAUCUCCCACCACUCCAUCGCCAACGGCCAGUCUCCCGCACUCAAUUCCAGAAGAGAGAGGGAGCGAGAGAGGGAACGGGAAAGGGAGAGGUACGGAAACUCAUUACACGAGGAAAGCGGAGCCUCCCACUCCCUCUAUGGUCAUGGGGUGUGCAAGUGGCCCGGUUGCGAGAGCGUCUGUGAGGACUUCGGACACUUUUUGAAGCACCUUAACACUGAGCAUGCUCUAGACGACAGGAGCACGGCCCAGUGUCGAGUCCAGAUGCAGGUGGUACAGCAGCUAGAGAUACAGCUUUCUAAAGAACGUGAGCAUCUUCAGGCGAUGAUGGCCCACUUGCACAUGCGGCCCUCGGAGCCCAAGCCAUCUCCAAAACCUCUGAACCUGGUGUCGAGCGUCACCAUGUCGAAGAACCUGCCAUCGGCGUCCCCUCCGAACGUACCUCAGACCCCCACCACGCCCAGCGCCCCCGUGACGCCCAUGUCCCAGGUGCCCCAGGUGCCCUCCCUGCUCAGCGCCGCCAACGUCCCAAGCAUGGGCGCCAUGCGUAGACGUCACUCCGACAAGUACUCCAUGCAACUGUCUUCAGGUGGUGACACAGUAUUUAUUUUUCCAGAGAUCGCCCCAAACUAUGAGUUUUAUAAGAAUGCCGAUGUCAGACCGCCAUUUACUUAUGCAACCCUCAUAAGGCAGGGUAUCAUGGAGUCGGGCGACAUGCAGUUAACGCUUAAUGAAAUCUACAGCUGGUUCACCCGCACGUUCGCUUACUUCAGACGCAACGCAGCUACUUGGAAGAACGCCGUUCGCCACAACCUCAGUCUGCACAAGUGCUUUGUGCGUGUGGAGAACGUGAAGGGGGCCGUGUGGACGGUGGACGAGAUGGAGUACCAGAAACGCAGGUCUCAGAAGAUAACAGGGUGUAGAAGCCCGACGCUUGUGAAGAACCUUCCCUCCAGCCUGGGCUAUGGAGCUGCUUUAAACGCCAGCUUACAGGCGGCGUUGGCUGAGACCUCCCUGCCUCUGCUGGGGAACCCUGGUCUGAUGAACAGCAGUUCGUCUGGUUUGAUGGGAGGCAGUCCUCCUGGUUUUAUGGGCGGGAGCCCCCAUGGGUUGAUGGGUGGUAGCCCACAUGGAUUCAUGGGCGGGAGCCCCCAUGGGUUGAUGGGUGGCAGCCCCCCAGGAAUGAUGGGCUGCAGCCCCCACAGCCUGCUCCAGUCCAGUCACGACGACUUGAACGGAUCGCUGGAUCACCUGGACACCAACGGCCACAGCAGCCCUGGAGGGUACUCCCCACAGGCACACAUGUCAGCGAUCCACGUCAAGGAGGAGCCGUUGAACAUGGACGACAAUGACUGUCCGAUGUCGCUGGUGACGACAGCCAACCACAGCCCAGAGCUGGACGACGACCGGGAGCUGGAGGAGGGCAACCUAUCAGAUGACCUGGAGUGACUACUGGAGUCCCUCCCACUACUACAGGCCCCUCCCUCCACCUCCGUCACACUGUCCUCCUACCUGUUUCCUCACAGGCUGUCCUCCUAGAACCUGCUAGAACCAGAACCACUCCUCAUCCAGAACCAAACAGAUCAAACAGAUCAGACCAGAGCUGACUCUCCUCCCUCCCGACCCGCGGACUGGAGUACUGGAAGACCASGCCCAAAGGAACUCUUUGUUGCAGCCCUUUGGGAUCCCUGACUGAACAUGACAGGCAUGAGAUGUCUGGUUUUUAAAACGACUUUCAGACCUGUUUCAUUACGAUGGCUUGGCCACUACAUACACACAGACAAACACAGAGGCUCAUGGACGGAAAACGACAAAAACACGAGUCUGGAAACCCGUUCUGUAGAAAGCUAACGGCCUCAUAUACUGCCAAAAAAGGAUGUUGAAUUUUGUGAAUAUCAAAAAACCCUCACAGUAGUUGUUGAUGUUAGAAACAAUUGCUGGUUCAAUUCAAACGUUGUUGCUCUGUCCAUCAUUUGCACAGGAGUAGUAUCAGAAAUUAGUGUCACUGCCUGUAUGUUGCAAAAAUUCAAMAAAAAAAAAACAGUAUUUUUUUUUCUUCUUUUUUGCGUUCUACUUUUUGUAUUCUGAUUUCUGGCACCACCAACUGUAAAUGCCAUUUCCUAUUUCCCAACAGUAACAGAAGCACGGUAUCAAGACUGUUGCAGCUGUCAAAAAAAGUAGGCUUCCAGUCUGAACCUGUUUGUGAUGAAAAGUAAUUAACGUGACAUUAAGUUUGAGUAACUUAACUGUUUGUGUAAGCACCAACCAAUACGGGGGGAAAAAUGCAUUUCUGCAUAUUCUUCUGCUGUUCUCUUUUACCUCCUUGUUCUAAAGCUUUGUCUACCUGCAAACAGUCACAGGCAACAGCUAGAAACCAAAGCCAACACUAUCAAUGGCCAAUAGCUUAGACAGAAGCCACCAGACUCUUUGGUCAGCCUUCUGUGACUUUAACUAGUACAAAGAGAAGCUUUCCACAAACUACCUUCUAAAUAACCUCUGGGAUCGUUUAAUUUAGCCCUGUACAAAGAUGAUUCAAGAAAAAAAAUUAAGAUUUUGAUGUGUAAUUUGAUAACUCGUAGUGUCCACUUGAAUUUUAGGGCGAGAGAGCAGUAUCUACCAGGACUAGAGAGAGGAGAGGAGAUGUGAUAUGUAGCUACAAGCUAUGUGAUAGGGACUGGUAGACAAGCAGCUAUACUGCAAAAGUGGAUCAUGACCAAAACAAACAUUUGUGUGUUCAAUGGAAGUGCAGAAAAUUGUGUUGUUGUGAAGAUUGUUUUUGAUUUCUUUGUUUUUGUUUUUAGAUUUUCCGUUACCCAUCAGGUCAUAGUUUUUUCUAAUCUAGUGAAUAUGUCAUGUUCAGUGGGACUGUCAAAUAUGUCAUGUCUUAUUUCCGUGCGGUUUGUUUUGAGCCGCGUUUAAAACCGAAACUGAAAACAUAGUAACCAAACAUUUAAAGUAUCUAGUAAAGCCAAAUAAGUCAUAAUUUCAAGUUGAUAUGAAAUGGUGUGGCUUGGUUAUCACGUAAAAGCAAAAUAAUAUAGCCAUUGUAGAAGAGGGAUAUCAAAGGUGAAAAUAAACAUUUUCCAGGGGAUAUUUGCUUUAUUCUAUAGUUUAAAUACUUCAUUACUUAAUUCAUAGCUUCUUAACUACAUAGAUACAGUCAGUGGUAGCGUAGGAGAAGCUAUCUUUAACUGCACUGAAUUCUGUAUAGGGUAGGCAACUUGAAUAUCACAUUUGGGAUUCUACUGGCAGGAACAGAACUUAGUGAUUGUCUAAAAAUAUAUUUCAUUUCUCUCAGCUAAAUGUCAUCUAGAAAAGUGGAUGCUGUUGCUUUAAUGGUCAUUUCUGUUUUCAGUCAAACCAAAGUUACACAAAAUUCUGCCUCUGGUUAUGGGAUACUUAUGUUAUACUCUAGAAAUGACACACACAAACGCUUUCAAAGGCUCACACACACACACACACACAGUCCUGUGUUUUCGGUCUGCCAGCUUUCCUGGUCCUUGUCUUGGUAACCUUCAGAUGCAGAAAAACAGAUACACUGUCAAAUAACUGACUGAGUUGUGUUGUAUUUUAACUGUCAGUGUGUGUCUGCUUUGUGCGUAUGUAUGGAAACAUACUCUGCAUAUGUUGUUUUCGAGUGUUGUGCCAAGCCAAAAAAAGUUGGCUGCUAGAGCUUAGCACACUACUACAUACAUAACCAAACACACGUUACACACACUCUCAUGCCAGUUCCACUUCAAGAAGGUGCUGGGCCCAGGAACAAAGCUUAUCCCUUAUGUACUUUGAUGGAGUCAGCAAAAUGACUAGAAGACGACGUUUAUAAUAGUCUUAUCACACCAAAUAUAAGGACACGGCGUCUUUCAAAAAAAGGAUUCUCCCACUUAACCCCAAAAAUGAAGGCUUUUCUGAAAGGUUCUACCUCUCUGCACAACCAAUUCAGAACAAUUAAAUGGCAGAUUGCACGUCGAGUUAUUAGAAUGCCACAAGAGCUGUUACACUAUACUCAAUGGACAUGGCUCAACGGACAGUUUACAUUCCCAACGUCAGAUAUGGAAGAAGAUUAGUAAUUGUAAUAGGUUGUCCUCAAACAUCUGUAGAAUGAUAAUGUAAAAAUACCUUUAAGGGAAUAUUGUGUUUUAAAAUGCAUGUCUAAAAUCAUUUGGUGGACUGGAAAACAAUCAUUAAUAAAUCAAAAUAAUAUAAGAAAUACAAAUGAUCAGGAUGAUGACCUAAUGCAUCAGAAUGCAUACCUCGGCUAUACUGUUUGGGAACGAAGAAACUGUCGGCCACAGAAUGCAUAUUACCUGUAGAUUUUGCAUGGGUUUUGUAAAAAUACAAAUGUCUAAAAUAGUUGCUUGCACAUAAUACCAGAAAGAUCCCAGAACUGCAAUCUGCUCCUCCACUAGAUUUUAGGAUUGUCUGGAUUUUCUGGGAUGAUUUCGUCUGUAUUUUGAUAACUGUGCAUACUAUGUAAAAAUGUUGGUGGACCCAUAAAAUUUACCAGACUUUUUUCUAAGCGAGAACAACAACAAACAAAAAAAAUCUGUGUUUCUUUUCUGAAUUUCAUGAUUUUUUACUGUUCUCUCAUUGCUCGCUAAGAAUAGCAAACCUGCUUUUUCUGCAUCAGCUUUGCGUAGCUGUAAGGCUUAACCUAAUGUGUGUAUUUAUUGCUUGUACCUCUGUGCAUACUUUAUGAAGCAUUAUGUCAGGCAGUUGAGUCCUGUAUACUUUCUACUAAUAUCAUUCUCUAAUAAUUGGGAAUAUUGGGACUGUAGCAAACACAUGUUUAUGUAAUUGGUGAAUACAUUUUAUGUUUUUGUUUUAUUCCUUUAUGACCGAGCUCAUUUUUGAUACUUUCAUUACCGUGUGCUGUGUCCAUGCGUUAAAGAUUCUCUGACAUUAGAAAGUCAUGGUUGAGAAUUGUAACAGACGUUAUUUUUUUUCUGUAUUCAUGGCUUUUCACUGCUGACUAAAAUAAAGGACCAAAACUAGGAUUUUGAAAAGCAA
Molecule: messenger RNA, 6101 nt
Organism: Salvelinus sp. IW2-2015
Lineage: Eukaryota; Metazoa; Chordata; Actinopteri; Salmoniformes; Salmonidae
Source: RefSeq, a predicted model, not a curated record